Hypoxylon fragiforme is the source of this 1832-nucleotide messenger RNA. RefSeq lists its product as uncharacterized. The record is from RefSeq and is a predicted model, not a curated record. Lineage: Eukaryota; Fungi; Ascomycota; Sordariomycetes; Xylariales; Hypoxylaceae. Bases 174 to 1823 code for a protein of 549 amino acids. The transcript has a single exon.
UAAACCGCUGCUUCUACACCUUACUAAGAACAUGUCCUAGUUAUCACGUCAAAGAUUAGCACCCCUUGACAUCCAUCAUCUAGGACGCCAUACCUACAGACAUACCUUCAACCAAACUAAAUUAUUCUAGAUCCCACUACUACCUGCGUGGGUGCAGAUCGCUUUAGGGCAGGAUGCCGACCUUGACGACGCGCCGCUCCCAUAAACCGGGGAAGAAUCAAGACAGAGAGAUUGAAUUGAACGCAGAAAAUAUGGCGGGUGUUUUCGAUUAUGUUACCGAAUACUGCGACAGCCCGUAUCAAGGGAAUAAACGGCGGCCCCGACCACGGCCUUCGACGGUGUCUGGAUUGUACUCGAACAAUUUGUGCGGAUUCCCAAUCAUUGCCUCCUCCCUCGAUGGCAGAGCUAAGACGAAAGAGCAAUACGCCGAGGACGCUAUAUCCAUAUAUGAGAAUGGUUUUGUAAGAGGUGUCGUUCGUGCCGCCGAACAGAACCUCGACCUCACGCUCCGACCUGACGAUAUCUGGCAGGCCAUCAUUUCACAAUAUAGCCUUUUUGUCAGGACGCAUGCCGAGCGCAUGCGGUACGCGUUCGUCGGCCACGCAGGAACGCGUGAGCUUGCCAUCGGCUUCAGAGCCAUGUCUGCCUGUCAAUUUGACAUGGACCAAGCAACCCGAGUGUUCUUCGACAUCCUGUUCCAUAACCUUCUGGAUAACAAGAUGUGGCUGUGGAUGAUGCCAAACUUUUCUACCACAACAAGCCAAGACCAGAAUUUGGCAAUGCUCGAGUUUAUGGGGAUGAUGAAACCAUACUUUACAUUCACAGUCUGGCUUCGAUCUCCUGGUGAAAGUUGGGAAGGUGUUGGACCGACUAAAAAUAGCCAUAUGAGGGACACACAGAAACAUCACUCGGGAGUAGACCGGGCCUUGGACGUCGAAUAUACCGACAUUAGCUCUAUGCAUGACAUCCGUCAAGGGCAUAAACUACCUAACAGUGGACACGACUUAGCUAGGGUGAUACUGCUGGGGAGCCAAGAAGACUGGAAGCUGGUUCGAACGCGGGUAAACGAGUUACACAAUUGUGGCGAGGAGUGCCGGAAGUGGGCUACUCUGCUGCUCCCAGUCAUUGAUAAUAUAUUGAGAACUUUCAAUAAGCGACAUACGAAGGAGAUCAAGGAAUUCUGGCGUCAUGCCGCGUACGCGACAGGCAUAGACGAUUCUGUUCCUGGCGUCCGCACGCUAUCUGGCUGGAUCACAGCAUUCGCAUAUUUCGAGAACAGCGGAAAGGUUACAAGAGGUUUCGGGCCUUACGGAGAUGAUUACAUCCGUCGAACGGAUGAAGCGACCGUCCGUUACUGGAGAGCGAGAAAUCCAGGGCAACACCAUACUGUACCGAACCGCGAACGACUAAUACUAAACAAGAAGAUUUAUCCACUGAUAGUGACUUCAAACAUUCCAAGAAACAUCAGUACAUUCCCUAUGGAAAUCGUGGAUGUAGAUGCUGGUGUGCGAAGAUACGUGACGAUCGUAUCUGGUACUAUCGGCAUGUCCAUCUUGGGGAAUGGAACAGGAGCACAGCCAGCAUCGGAAUGGUGGAUUGCGCACGAGUUUACAAAGCCAAUUAAGAAUUUGCCAACCACGGAGGGAGAAGACUCAGACAGCAGCUCAAGUGCUGUUGAUAUAUUGGCUGAUGAUGAGAUGGAUGUUGAUGAUGAGUCGGAAUUUGAUGAGGAGAUGGAAGAUGAUGGGGAGAUGGAAGAUGAUGAGGAGAUUGAAGAUGAUGAGGAGAUGGAAGAUGAUGAGGAGAUGGAAGAUGAUGAUUAGUACUGUAAC